Messenger RNA from Lucilia cuprina (Australian sheep blowfly), 3720 nucleotides. It is a transcript of the gene lds, whose product is annotated as transcription termination factor 2. Gene Ontology annotation, molecular function: ATP binding; ATP-dependent chromatin remodeler activity. The transcript has 4 exons. NCBI's taxonomy places the organism in Eukaryota, Metazoa, Arthropoda, Insecta, Diptera, Calliphoridae. The record is from RefSeq and is a predicted model, not a curated record. Bases 141 to 3536 code for a protein of 1131 amino acids.
CAGAAACUACAGUUUUAGCGCAUUUUAAAAAAUGAACGGCAUUCCUUAACAAACAAAGAAACGAUUUUGAAUAAUUAAACAAAAACUGACUUUUUAAUUGGCAAAACUAAGUUGAAAACAAAAAAUCCUUAAGGUAAAAAAUGUCGGAUUCUGAUGAAAUUGUGAGUAGUGAUGAAGAAACUCAAUCGGGUGAGGAAGAAAUUUAUACCAGCGAUGCUAGUGAUGGGGAAGAUAAAAUGGCCAGUGGUCGGCCAAGCACAGAUUUAACAGUAGAAGAUUCUGAUGCCACUGAUGAUGCAGAUGAGUCCAUUGCGGUUAGAAGGAAUAAGGUAGGAAAAAAGAAACGUGCUGCUAUUAUAGAUUCCGAAUCAGAAGAAGAGGAGGAAGAUGAAAUUGAGAGUCGAGCCUUGUCACCACGAACACGCAUGAGUAUAACAGGCAUUAGACCGGCAGACUUGACAGAUGAUUCCAGUGAAAUUGAAUACUCAGAUGAUGAAGAAGAACAAAAUAUUAGCAGACGACAACGUGCUGAUGGUGGUAGAAAAUCUAAGGCUAAAUUAAGUAAUAUAUCUGAGGUAUAUGAUUCUAAGGCAACAGCAGAUGAAUCUCAAGAAAGUGCUGAUGAAGAAGAUGAACAGCCCAACGCAGAUAAGUCCAGCGUAAGAAGAUCAUUCCUAGAAGAAUCAGCAGAAGAAACAUCCGAACAGCAAUCAUCUUCUAUGGUUUCGGCUCAAUCUCAGGUGGAAGAAACUUCACCUAGUGCUAUGCUGCAACAACAAAGCCCCUCACCCGCUAAAGUAGUGAAUAAUAAUGUUAGUAUAAUUAAUUCGCCUGCUUUAAAUGCACGCUACAGCACACAUUUCGAAAGUGCUAUUAAAGAUAAAUUAUCUUCGACCCUAUAUCGGGCACCCGAAAUGGACUCAUCCGGCGAUAGUGAUAUACAAAUUAUUGAGCGCAAAGAAAAACCCAUAGAAAUAUCUAGUUCAGAUGACGAUGUUGAAGCUGAUAAAGAAAAUAGCCUGGGUGUUUCACUGCAAAACAAAUCGACACCCAAAGCAAACAGUUUGUCUGGUGGUAAUUUAAAGCAACCUAAAAUUUCGGCCGCCCUUAAUAAAGUACCAAAUUUAAAAAACUUUGCCACACCGGCCAUGAAAAACAAGGCAGAACUGAAAUAUGUGUCGCAAGAGUAUUACGAUAAAGAAAUUAAGAAAUUUGAAGAACUAAAGGGAGAACUACUUAAUGCCGAGAAGCUUUUAGAGAAAAUUUCCAAAUCUUUACCAGAUGGCGGUCGACAACUUUCAUUGCGUAUCGAACGUUUACGUCAAGAUUGUACUAUUAAAGCAAAAUAUAUAGCUUCCAUGCAUGUAGAAGAUGCACCCGGCAGUAGUCCUUUAACCAUGCCCUUAGAUGAUAAAGAUUCACCUUCGCAGAAAAUGCAACAGCUGCAGCAGCAACGUAAGGCUUUCUUUAAUAAUCAAGCACCUGAUUGGGAUGAGCUAUCGGCGGCAGUCAAUGAAAUACAACCUAAACACACGGGUAGACAGGGUAUGGCUACUUUCAAUAAUCAAAAGGCUUUAACAGUAGAUCGUUUAAAGGAUUUACAUGGCUCGCUGGAAAGUUGUCCCGCCGAAAAUGUCUUAGCCGAUGAUCCAAAAGGUCUUAAAGUCACCCUAAUGGAUCAUCAAAAGCAUGCUUUAGCUUGGAUGAAUUGGCGAGAAAAACAAAAACCUAGAGGAGGCAUUUUAGCCGACGAUAUGGGUUUGGGUAAAACACUUACCAUGAUUUCUCUAGUAUUAUCAUGUAAAAAUCGUGAUGAGGAAGAAGAUGAGGAGGGAAAAAGUGCGAGUGCCAGCGAAGAAGAGAAUGAAGAGCAAAAUCAAGGUAGUUGGUCUUCUAAAGGACGUAAAGAUUGGUAUCCUGGUGGCACCUUAGUGGUCUGUCCCGCCAGUUUAAUGCGUCAAUGGGAGGCUGAAGCUCAAACAAAAGUUUCUCGCCAUCGUUUAACUGUUUGUGUUCAUCAUGGCAAUAAUCGUGAAACAAAACCUAAACAUUUACGCACCUAUGAUUUAGUAGUCACCACCUAUAAUAUAGUAGCGCGAGAGCAGAAAACCCGUGGUGCUCUUUACGGCAUUAAAUGGAAACGUAUAAUACUCGAUGAGGCACAUGUGGUGCGUAAUCAUAAAUCUCAAUCCUCUAUAGCAGUAUGUGAGCUAAGAGGUAAAUCACGUUGGGCACUCACCGGCACUCCCAUACAAAAUAAAGAAAUGGAUGUUUAUGCUCUACUCAAAUUUUUACGCUGUUCGCCGUUCGAUGAUUUCUCACAUUGGAAGAAAUGGAUUGAUAAAAGUGCCGGUGGUCAACAACGUUUAAAUACAAUUAUGAAAUCUCUUAUGCUGAGACGCACUAAAGCCCAACUACAGGAUCGUGGUGAACUACAAUGUCUGCCUCAAAAGAAAAUCGAAUUAAUUGAAGUAGAAUUGGAUAAAGAUGAAAUGAAUGUCUAUCAAAAGAUCAUGAUCUAUUCACGAACGCUCUUCGCUCAGUUUCUCUUUCAACGUGCCGAACGUAAUACAGAUUUAAUGUAUAGCGAACAAAGUUCAAGACCCACAUUUAUGCAAACUAAAGAUCCCAAUGGUGCCUACUAUAAAAUGCAUCAGAAGUUUACGAAAAUCCAUCAGGGCUCGAAGGAGAUUAAAUCACAUGAAAUUUUAGUUUUGCUACUGAGAUUACGGCAAAUUUGUUGUCAUCCUGGUUUAAUUGAUUCGAUGUUAGAAGACGAAGAUGCCCAUCAUAUCGAUGAAGAAAGUGAUGUUUCUCAACCGGAAAUAGAUCUACUAGCACAACUCAAUAAACUAGCCAUUACCGAUAAGAAUGAUAGUAAUCCCAUGAUGUCACACAGUUUAAAUAGUGAUGAAGAUGAUACCUCUAUGAGACCGGAAGAACAAGUAAUGGCUAAGGCUUCAUCACGUGUACUACAACGUACAAAUCCAAUAUUUGAUUAUAAAAGACCCUCAACGAAAAUGUUAAAAGUAUUAAAAGUUCUCAAGGAAAGAGUUCUAUGUUCGGAUGACAAAGCUAUUGUAGUCUCACAAUGGACUAGUGUUCUUAACAUACUUAAAACUCAUAUAGAAGGACAAGGUGUAGCAACACUUUCACUAGAUGGUAGUAUACCGGUUAAAAAUCGCCAGGAUAUUGUUACCGAAUUUAAUAAAGCCAAAAGCGAUAAACGUAUUUUACUUUUAUCUCUAACUGCCGGUGGUGUGGGUUUAAAUUUAGUGGGUGCUAAUCAUUUAUUACUCAUCGAUUUACAUUGGAAUCCUCAGUUAGAAGCACAAGCGCAGGAUCGCAUUUAUCGUGUGGGCCAGAAAAAGGAUGUUAUUAUCUAUAAAUUUAUGUGCAAAGAUACUGUUGAAGAGCGUAUUAAAGCUUUACAAGAUCAUAAAUUGGAAUUAGCCAAUGGUGUUCUAACUGGUGCCCGUGCUUCGGAAGGCAGUAAACUAACUAUGGAUGAUUUAAAGGGUCUUUUUGGCAUGUAAACUUGUUGUUGUUAAAUUUGUCUUACUGCCAAUUCCAUUAAGCAACUCUCUAUUGUUAGCAUUCCUAUUUUUAUUUAUAAUAUAGAAAUAGUUUUUCGUUUAGUUAUUUUUUUUCUAUAAGUUUUACCAUUUAAACAAAUUGAAUAAACUUUUUAUACAUCCAUAUUCUUUUUUUAAAAAAUAA